This is a messenger RNA of Haliotis rufescens (red abalone), 1538 nucleotides long. RefSeq names its product cell wall protein DAN4-like. NCBI's taxonomy places the organism in Eukaryota, Metazoa, Mollusca, Gastropoda, Lepetellida, Haliotidae. The coding region runs from base 1 to 984 and encodes 327 amino acids. The record is from RefSeq and is a predicted model, not a curated record. The transcript has a single exon.
AUGGGGUACCCUAUCAAACCGAUGUUGUCGAAGUCUUGUGAGGCAAUGAAUUCACUUAUUCGCACUGCUUCACUAACAGAUCCAACAACUACGACUACAAGCUCAACUACAACUACGACAACAACUACACCGACUACCACUACCUCGAUUGCUACAACGACCACUACUCCAACGACUACUACAUCAACGACAACUACUCCAAUAACUACUACAACGACCACUACACCGACGACCACUACACCAACAACCACUACACGGACGACCACUACUCCAACGACUACUACAUCAACGACCACUACAUCAACCACAACAACAACGACCACUACACCGACCACUACUCCAACGACUACUACUUCAACGACCACUACACCAACAACCACUGCGACAAGUCUGACAAUAACAGCGUCGACUACAACGAUACCAUCUACCACAGCUGACACAUCUACUGUAACCACGACCUCUACUCCAACACAGACCUCCCUGAUUCCAAGCACUUCUUCUACCAAAACGACUCCUACAACAACCAACAGCAGAACAACAUCCAUUUCAACUACUUCUCCAACUGUAGCUACUACAUCUGCUACGACUUCUGAUCUGACCACCACGAUGACGCCUACUUCCACAACGACGCACACACCGACUACUGUCACAACCCAGAGACAAACGACGUCAGCAAACGUCAAUCCCUCGCGUACCAUAGAAACAGUUUGUACAUGUUUCUGUAAGUCAAAAGAUAGACUUGAAGUUGUAACUAAAGAAGCUGUAAACGAAAAACAAGAAAAACUAAAAAGGCAUCUCCUCGUUGAUAAAACAAAACUCACCCAGACCAUCGCCAGAUACACAAGUGCUGCAGACCACCGGCCAUCUUCUUCAGGUAUGGGUGUCACGUGGUUUGCCGUCGUCCUGAUCCCGUUAGGUCUCAUGAUAAUCUCGGACAUCUCAGCUAUGUGCCAGAUACUUAUCAACAAAUAUCAAACAGGCUGACUGCACUGCCUGACACUGUCUUCCUUUGUAGUUCAGCUCUUGUUGGCGAUACUUGGGGUUGUAACGAUUCAUCGAAAUAUCGGGGCAUCGUGCUCUUUCUGUCUUUCAUGCGCGCAUCCUAUUAAUAUGGUGUUUAGAUACAAAAUAGUAUAAUAUAAUAUUGUCUGGUAAUUGUAUCCCAGAUAAUUGUAUACCAAAAGAUGUAAAAAAAAGAUGGUACUUUGUUACGACGUAAAUUGUAAUAACGCGGUAAAUUGUAAUAAACUCCGGUAAAAUGUAACAACACUGCGGUAAAAUGUAAUAACACUGCGGUAAAUCGUAAUACAUACUGCGGUAAAUUGUAAUAACUUCACUGCGGUAAAUUGUCAUAAAAACUGCGGCAAAUUGUAAUAACCACUGCGGUAAAUUGUAAUAAAAGAUUAUUGUUUUGCAAAUAUACAAAGAAACAUGCAUGAAGUUUAAAAUGUGCGUCCAAGCUGUUUGGAAAUCACAUUCCGGACUUUGUAACGACUGAUUGAUAAAUGCUAAUGUACAUUUAAUUCUUGAUAUUUGUA